UUCGAGAAUUCUCCGGAAUUUUCCAUUGCGUUAUAAAGCCGGCCGGCGAACGAAAACAAAACAUUCCGUCAUCCCGAUCCGAACUGUCAACAUUCCGUUAUUGUCGUAGUCUGAUCAUAGUGAAACUAGUGAAUCAAAGGUGAAUCUAAGUGAAGUAUAAAAAAAAAUAUUGCUGAAUCUAGUAUCAGUGACCAGUGAUCAUUGAAUAGAAUCAUGAGUCUGUACCCCUUUUUCGAAUUGGAGAAUUACCUCUACCCUCACAGCCAUCAUGCCAGGUCGUAUUCUCCGCACCAACGUCCUAGCCGCUUGCUGGACCAGCACUUCGGUCUGGGGCUGAGUCCACAAGAGUUUCCUUCGCUAGAAGCCAUGGUGGCGAUCCCCAGCCAGAGGUGCCCCAGAAACUACCUGAGACCGUGGAGGGCAGAGGCUUCCAAACGAGACUCCGGUUCAGUAGUCGCUUUCGACAAGGACAAGUUCCAAGUCAACUUGGAUGUGCAGCAAUUCAAACCGGAGGAGAUCACCGUCAAACUAACAGGGGAAAACACGGUUACCAUCGAGGGAAAACAUGAGGAAACAGAGGAUGAACAUGGCUUCAUUUCCAGGCAUUUUGUAAGAAGAUAUGUGCUGCCUAAGAACUGCGAUGUCGGCCAGUUGCAGUCGAAGCUUUCCAGUGAUGGGGUGCUCACUAUUUCAGCGCCUACUGUUAAUCAGAGCAUUGAGCACAAGGAGAUUCCUAUUCAGCAGACUGGACAGCCUGUCAGACGGGCUGUGGAGAAGAAGACUGAUGAACAGAAGACUGCUGAAAAGAUUGCUGAGGACUGAGUCAACAAAUCCUGAUGUUGAAUAAUGAUAAUAAUAAUAAUAUAAUCACUGUCUCCUGUAUGGCAUUUAUGUGUAGCCUGUAUUCUUAGAAUAACUUCUCGUUUUUUUAUGUUUAGGAUUUUUUGUCAAUUUGUUGUAGGUAUUAGUGGAAAUAAAGUUUCGUUUUGUUUUUUUUAUUCUGACAUUGACUUUUAUUUGUUUACAAUUAU
This is a messenger RNA of Phaedon cochleariae (mustard beetle), 1031 nucleotides long. NCBI's taxonomy places the organism in Eukaryota, Metazoa, Arthropoda, Insecta, Coleoptera, Chrysomelidae. The record is from the annotation of a GenBank genome assembly.